Messenger RNA from Heterobasidion irregulare TC 32-1, 1137 nucleotides. RefSeq lists its product as uncharacterized. Lineage: Eukaryota; Fungi; Basidiomycota; Agaricomycetes; Russulales; Bondarzewiaceae. The coding region runs from base 1 to 1137 and encodes 378 amino acids. The transcript is spliced from 7 exons. The record is from RefSeq and is a predicted model, not a curated record.
AUGGAAAAGUACUCUGCGUUUCGGGAUCCUGGCACUGGUAUACAGCCAUUUCUGACACCCCUUCCUCCAUCGGACUCUAAUAUCGUUCUAAAUAUCACCCUUCCCCUCAGAUAUCUGCUCGGUGUUCUUCGAACCGGGAUAGUCGUCAUUCUCGCUAGCUUGUAUACAGUCCUAGUUGAAGGUAUCUGUUCAAUACUCCUUCCGAUCCCUCCACUCUAUAGAGCCGUGACCUAUGUCCUCACUGCGAUACUUUGUCGAUUCGCUCUUUUCAUCUUAGGGUUCUUGUGGAUCCCAGUAGAAACUGUGACAAGGAAACGCGGGCGUGUCGGGAAGACUGAGGAAAGCUGGACACCUCGAGCAGGAGAUCUUAUCGUUUCAAACUGGGUCUCGUGGAUAGAGAUCCUAUGGUUAGCUUUCCGAUUCAAUCCCGUCUUCGUCCUUCCAGUCAGUUCACAAAUCACUCCGCUCCCGGCCUCGCGAGAAUCGACGCCGGUCAUGAAGACCCCUGGCAGACGAACGGGCACUGGUUCAGCUGCUAUACACUCGACUUCGACAAGGUCAGCCAAUACGCCUAUACCAAUCACCGGAUUCCGUCGUGUGUCGUUGCUCUCCAUCAUCUGCGCUACCGGACAGGUUCCUCUACUUGAUAGUGCUGCCAAAGCCAGUAGCCUUGAGGAGCUUCGAAAGACCGUUGAUCGACCGAUCGUAGUGUUUCCGGAAUGUACGACCAGCAACGGCCGUGGGCUGCUCAGGUUUGCCGAAAUAUUCACAGACAGGCAUGUUCCAAUAAAAGGGUAUAAGGUAUUCGUGAUGUGCAUCAGAUACGAUCCUCCCACUGCAUUCUCACCGACCCCAUCUCACUCAAUACCUACGUCGUCUAACCCACUUCCGCACCUUUUCGAGCUAGCGACUGCUCUGAAGCCACUGACUGCGUCCGUUCGUCUCUUGUCGAUGUCGGAAUCUCCCAGUUCUCCGUCUUUUCUCGUCAAUGAGGUCACAUCAGGGGACUUCGGUCGUGAUCCGCUUUCUUCCGCUUGUGGGGCACUCAUAGCACAAUUGGGGAAGCUCAAAAGGGUGGGGAUGGGGUGGGAGGAUAAAGCCGCCUUCCUCAGUUUUUAUCAUGAGAAAAGGAAGUAG